Molecule: messenger RNA, 467 nt
Organism: Gilbertella persicaria
Lineage: Eukaryota; Fungi; Mucoromycota; Mucoromycetes; Mucorales; Choanephoraceae
Exons: 1
Coding region: 123-383 (86 amino acids)
Source: RefSeq, a predicted model, not a curated record
CCUCUCUCUCUUUUCCUCUCUCUUUUUUAUUCUUUACUCUUAUACCCUUCUCAUAAAAAUAAAGUAAAGACUGUAUCGUAGUUUGUUUAAACAAGUUUGUUUAAUCAACACGUAUAUAAGGAAUGAAUUCAGAUAGUGGUUCCAAGAAUAUUCAUGUCUUUCGUGUUAACCGUCUUGUCAGAAAUAAGGAACAGAGUCCUCAACAACAAAAGGCUACUUCUGUGAAUACUCGGACAAGUCUAUCAGCCGAGACAAAACGAUGGAUAUGCGAGGAUCAUAUAAAUAAUCCAAAAUAUACCCAAGAAGCACUCGCUUCAAAGUAUGGUUGUAAAAGAACCACUGUGGCAAAGGUAAAUCUUACAAUACUUUAUUGCCCUAAUUAAAUAUAUUAGAUUAUCAAAUCAAAAGAACGCUGGCUUUCUAUAGAUAGUAAUGCUGCAGUUGCAAAGCGAUAUCGACAACGUAGU